Messenger RNA from Bipolaris victoriae FI3, 516 nucleotides. RefSeq lists its product as hypothetical. Bases 1 to 516 code for a protein of 171 amino acids. The transcript has 3 exons. The record is from RefSeq and is a predicted model, not a curated record. Lineage: Eukaryota; Fungi; Ascomycota; Dothideomycetes; Pleosporales; Pleosporaceae.
AUGGUUCGGCCCCGAGGAUACGAGUUGACAUUGUGUGGGACGGGUGCGGCUGUGGCCCCAGGUGCAGGUGCAGGUGCAGGUGCAGGGCAGCAGGGGCACGUGCGCCAGUCACGGGAUCGGCACUCAGCCCACCCACGCCCCAGACAGAGGCUGGAAUGUGUGUGUGUACUCCCUGCAUUGCAAUCAACUCCUAAACGGCCCACGGCAAAUUACCUUCUCCCGACCACACCGCAUCCACCGCUCUUCGCUUCGCUGCUCGGCUCCCGGCCUUUCUGCCUGACCACUGAGUAUGCCUGGCUGUCGCGGGCCACCGGCUCCGCCCUCCUACCACUGGUGUAUGUAGUAGUGGUAGUAGCAGACGCAGGGCUCCUCCUCUCUGCAAGCGCCUGCCCGCCACCCCCAACCUUUGUCUUCAUCACCUCCUCCUCCUCCACUGCUGCCGCUGCCGCCGCCACAUCCAUCAUCAUCAUCCACCACCACACCCGGCACGCCCGUCGUCUCGCCCGGGCAAACUGA